This is a messenger RNA of Vollenhovia emeryi, 282 nucleotides long. RefSeq lists its product as uncharacterized. The record is from RefSeq and is a predicted model, not a curated record. Lineage: Eukaryota; Metazoa; Arthropoda; Insecta; Hymenoptera; Formicidae. The transcript has a single exon. Bases 1 to 282 code for a protein of 93 amino acids.
AUGAAGGCAGAUACCGCGGACGAGCUCAGCCGCAUCCAUCAAGCCGUCGUCACCAUCGUGAACUCCCAGGAGAGCAUCGGCAGGCCGAUCAAAUCAAACGGUAUGGAUCUCCUCAACCAUUUGAUCGUCGAGCUCUUCGACCCGCAGACCCGCCUCGAGUGGGAAUCCUCGACCAGCGAUUCCGUUGAUCCACCCGCUCACGAAACACUCACUCACUUCAUCACUCGGCGCAUCUUGACACUGAACGCGGUGAAGCCACGGGCGAACUCAAAACCGGCAUAG